Messenger RNA from Periconia digitata, 1743 nucleotides. NCBI's taxonomy places the organism in Eukaryota, Fungi, Ascomycota, Dothideomycetes, Pleosporales, Periconiaceae. The record is from the annotation of a GenBank genome assembly.
CAUACCUUUGGUCUAUCACGCAUCUCCAAAACGGUAGACUUGCGACCUUCUCUCACAGUACAUCGACCCUCCCUCGCCAUGGUUUACAGGGGCAAGCCAUCAAGUGCAUGCCUUGAAUGCAGGAAGAAGAGAAGUAGGUGCGAUCAGGCUGUACCCUCUUGCGGACAAUGUGUGAGGACCAAGAGAAAAUGCUCGGGCUACAGGAAUACUAUGGAUCUCAUGUUCUUCGAUCAGACCCAAGAAGCAGCCCAAAAGAGCAGACAGCAAAGCCAGCCCGCUUCAUCUCGCUCGAGAUCAAUAACACCUCCAACCAAACAGACGAUUCAGACAGCAGCUAUACAGCAGUCUUUAAGCAAUGUCGUGAUAUGCGAAUCUCUGGAUGACCUAGCUGUCAACUAUUUCAUGCGCAUCUACGUCGGCAACAAUCCUGAUACAGCACAGUUCGGCUGGGUCUCUGGUCUGGCUGAUUCCACAGGCGGUCGUAGCUCAUCCGAACUACAGCAGAGUCUCAAGGCCGUUGGACUUGCUGGCUACGCAAGGGUCUCACAGCGCCCUGAUCUACUCAUGACGGCCACAAGAAGUUAUAUGGCUGCGGUACGAGAAAUAAAUCACAAGUUGUCUAGCUCAAAGCUGGGAGACGAUGAAAACGCACUGGUCACGGCAGUCGUUCUUCUAGCCAUGUUUGAAAUCAUGGCUCUCCCCAACGAAGAAGGCUACAGAAAUUUCUCCAGACAUAUACGUGGCGCUGUUUCGAUAGCAUGCAUGCUACUGGAGCAAAACAAGCAUGUAGAUGAGAAGCUACUCAAGUCCAUCAUGUACUGUGUUAUUGGAGAGUCUUGGGUAGGAAAUCAAGGGUUUCCACCCGAGUUCUACACCCUCUUCAGCGAGCUAGGUCCACAAAAGCAAACAGACUCCAUUUACGCUCAGAUGGUCGAGUUACUCAUAGAGAACAUGAGCUUCCGGCAUUCCCUUAGCAGUGGUGCACUUUCUUCUCCGAGAGAUAUCAUCGCCGAAGGAUUGCGUAUCCAUGAUCGUACACGGAAGCUUAUGAGUGCUCCCAACAUGAGUCGACAUAGCAACAUUUUUCUCCCGCCACCUGUAGGAGACCCUUUUCAUGACGCGCCAUUCUUUGGUAUGUUUUUUGAGAACGAGACUCGAUUGAGAGUACACUGUUGGAACAAUAUACGCUUAUGCUGGCUCCACCUCCAUCGGAUCAUCGUUGCUCAGUGCUCUAUGCUACUCUCGACUGGUACUGACCCAAGCGAUAAGCUCGUUUCCACCCAACCUGAAUCAGUGUCCAUUGCGUACCAACAAGCAGCGUCUACGACAGCCGUCAAAGAUCUUGCUAGAGAAGUCUGCGAAUCUAUGCCGAACAUUGGCAAACACGGCGAACUUGGCACAAGCUUCAAGAGUCUAGAAUUCGAGCUGGGGGAGACCAGCGACUUUCUCAAUAUGGAGGGCAUGACAUUUCCGAAUACCAUGGACGUACCAGCUAGUGUGCUCAUGGUUGCUUCACCUAGAGCAAGCGGUCUGUUCGUUAUUUACUACCAGCUUCAAAACCUCUCGACGAUUUCCGACCUACCCCCUGAUUUGCUAGACUGGAUACGCGGCCACCUCGAAGAAAUCCGUUCCAUUACCGAUCCCAACGAUACGAGAUUCCUUCAUACAUUGCUUCAGCAGCAACGGCUGGAUCAAGAAUCCCCGAUAGAAUCUCCUGGCAUCCUGAUCAAGUCAUCAACAUGA